AUGAGUGAUGAUUUCUUCGGUGGUAUGAACAUCCUACUGUUUGGGGACCUUAUGCAAUUGCCUCCCGUGUCUAAAUCAGCUGGCGGUGCGUACUGCUUCAACCAACCGCAGAAUUUGGAAUCCGAGGUGAAUUUGUGGGCGAUAUUUAGUUUUUGCGAGCUACCUCAGAAUAUGAGGCAAGCCGAUGACACAUCUUUUGUGGACAUCUUGAAUAGUUUACGGGUCGGUCAACUUACAAUGCAGCAACUGGAAGUGUUGGAUCGUCGUCGAGUCCCACUUGUCGGUCAAUUUGCAGAUGGUGAAUGCGUACGCAUAUUUCCCACGGCCCAACAGGUCAACGAUUAUAACAACAUGAUGACCAACAAGCUGGCUCAGUCAUGCUUGAUGUACGAUAUUGUUGCUGUAGACGUGUCUCUUGAGGCGAAGCGCUAUGGAGAGACGCCGAAGGCGGAGUUUAUAUCUACCGACCCCAACAAAACCGGAGGAUUUCCUAAAGCUCUAAAGAUCGCCGUAGGCUCGAGAGUCAUGCUGCGCAAGAAUAUAAAUGUUGGCCACGGUUUAGUAAACGGAGCUAUGGGAGUCAUAAAGAAAAUUGAAUGGCCUGCACUGCGCCGUGACCAGCUCGAGCCCGGAGAGCUGCCUCAAGCUGUCUUCAUAGAAUUCGACGAUAAAAGUAAAUAUAUAUUGUGGGUUUGGGGGUAA
Molecule: messenger RNA, 702 nt
Organism: Cydia splendana
Lineage: Eukaryota; Metazoa; Arthropoda; Insecta; Lepidoptera; Tortricidae
Product: ATP-dependent DNA helicase PIF1-like
Exons: 1
Coding region: 1-702 (233 amino acids)
Biological process (GO): telomere maintenance; DNA repair
Molecular function (GO): DNA helicase activity
Source: RefSeq, a predicted model, not a curated record